Molecule: messenger RNA, 1079 nt
Organism: Nannospalax galili (Upper Galilee mountains blind mole rat)
Lineage: Eukaryota; Metazoa; Chordata; Mammalia; Rodentia; Spalacidae
Product: interferon alpha/beta receptor 1-like
Exons: 5
Coding region: 2-592 (196 amino acids)
Molecular function (GO): protein binding
Source: RefSeq, a predicted model, not a curated record
GAUGGAGAACUGGAUAAAGCUGCCUGGGUGUCAGCACAUUAUGGACACCAAGUGUGACUUUUCUUCAGCCAACCUAGAUGUCUAUGAGGAAGUUAAGUUGCAUCUAAGAGCAGAACAAGGAAACAGCUCUUCUUCAUGGAUUGAGGUUGACUCAUUUGUGCCAUUUAAAAUAGCUCACGUUGGUCCCCCAGCAGUGCAUUUAGAAGCUGAAGAUAAGGCAAUAGUAAUAUACAUCACUCGUCCUGGAAAAGGUGGUAACAUGUGGGCUCUGGAUGAUUUGGGGUUCACAUACAGCAUAGACAUCUGGAGCAACUCUUCAGGUGUAGAGAAAACGGUUAAAACUAGCUAUCUCACAGAUAAGAUUUUUAGCCUGUUACCAGAGACUACCUACUGUUUAAAAGUUAAAGCAGUACAGAUUGGGCUUGGGAGACAUGGUGCCUAUAGUCCAGUGCAUUGUAUAAACACCACAGUGGCAAAUAAGAUGCCUGCACCAGAAAAUGUGAAAGUAUAUGCUGACAGUAAGAACUACGUUCUGACAUGGGAUUACACAUACACAAACGUCACCUUUAAAGCUCAGUGGCUCCUUGCCUAGUAAAGUGGUCUGCUGGGAACUAUUCAGAUAAAUGGAGACCCAUACCUAGCUGUGAAACCGUCAGGACAACACUGUGUCUUUCCUCGAGAUACUGUCCCAAGAGGAAUGCUCUUUCUCCGUGUACAAGCAGCAGAUGGAAAUAACACAUCUUUUUGGUCUGAAGAAAAAAAAACAAAGUUCAAAAACUAGAGAAGCCAAGGUUGGGGCACAGUGUCCAGCUGUAAUCCAGCUUGGCCCAGAACAUACCAUGUAGCCCAGGGGCCCAGUGUCUAGCUCUGUAACCCAGCUUGGCCCAGAACACACCAUGUAGCCCAGGCUGGUUUCAAACUUGGGGCAGUCUUCCUGCCUCCGAGGCCUCUUGAGUGAUGAGAUUAUAGGUGUGAUCCAUGCCUAGCUUAGACCAUGUUUUUACAUGAAAUGAGAAUUCCCCAAUUUCAUGUAAAUUGUUAAAAAUGCAUGCAAAAUAAAGGAAUGAAAAAAUUAUAAA